Diachasmimorpha longicaudata is the source of this 1672-nucleotide messenger RNA. RefSeq names its product protein obstructor-E-like. The coding region runs from base 198 to 968 and encodes 256 amino acids. Gene Ontology annotation, molecular function: chitin binding. NCBI's taxonomy places the organism in Eukaryota, Metazoa, Arthropoda, Insecta, Hymenoptera, Braconidae. Gene Ontology annotation, cellular component: extracellular region. The record is from RefSeq and is a predicted model, not a curated record. The transcript has 3 exons.
CCCAGUGACCAGUCCCGACACGAAAACCCAUCAGCAAAGCUUCUUCGGGGGCCCUCACAAUAUAUUUCACAAUAACAACUCUACAACUGUCAGAAGACUCUCGAUUUUUAUCAAGUUCCUUCCGUAAUUUCAUGCUCCUCACGUUGGAGCUUAAAGUCAUCUUCUAGUUCAGUUAUUUUGAAUCAUUGACCUUCAUAAUGAGAGGGAUUCAUGUCGUUGCAUUCGUGCUGGUAUUCCUUGCUGCCAAAGGUGCAGCGCAGAAACAGCAGCAGGAAGACCCUUGUCAGACAAAAGCCCGAGUGGUGGGUGACCUAGACUACUGUGAUCGUUACUGGGAGUGUGUGAACGGACGCGCCGAAUUAUUCGACUGUCCAAAUGGUCUAGUAUUUGCUGGCAAACAUCGUGGUGUCACCGAGGGAUGUGACUACCCCUGGAGGGCGAAUUACUGCGAUGGCAAACGCCAGGCUAAUCCGCCAAUCGGCGCGGAACACUGCGACUGGCUCUACGGUAUCUUCGGCCACGAGACCUCCUGCACCAGGUACUGGACAUGCUGGAACGGCACUGCCACCGAACAAUUGUGCAUCGGUGGACUUCUGUACAACGAAAGGGCACGCUCCUGUGACUGGCCAGAGAAUGUCGAAGGAUGUCAAAAGCAUCCGCUGUGUAAUGACGAUGCCAAUGGAAAUGUGCCACUGGGUAAAUCCUGCAAUCGCUACUGGCAGUGCCAGGGCGGAUAUCCACGUCUCCAGAGGUGUCCGGCAAUGCUGGUGUUCGACAGGAGAUCGCUGAGAUGUGUUGUACCACCUACUGAGGACUGCGAUGUACCAACAACACCUGCCACCCUCGAGGGUGAACUGCCAGAUGGUCGCAAUGAGCAGGAACCCGAGGAGGAGAAUUUACCACCCGGAGUGCCGCCCCUGCCCUCUGGGGCUGUGCCCGUCAAUCUCAGGGCUAGACCCAGAAACUAAAAAGGGUUUUGAAAAUUUUCGGGAAGACAACGAACUCACGCAUUUGGUUUCAUCGAUAAAUUCACGCAUCCAUUAGAAUAUUUUAUUAUUGUUCAAUUUGACAUUCGUUUCUAUGGAAAAAAAUCUAUAGAAAAUUAUCGAUCGACAUUCACGUGAAUAGAAAGUCUACAAGGACUUGUGGGAUUUUUUCAAGCCCUUUCGAGGUAAAUUGAAGGUCCACAGCAUUUAUGUACCGAAAAUCUGUCGAAAAAAUUUAUAGUUCAGUUUGUAAAGAAAUUACAGCGAAAUUCCCAGUGAAAUCCGAAUAGAAAUUCCUAAUGGAAGCGAUAGAUUAUUCUGUGGAAUUUUAUCGGGCGGGAAACCAAACUUUUCGAUGGUUUUUUCAAGCAGAAAAAAAUUCUAAUCAAAAUUAUGAAUUCUAGGAUCAAAUGACGCCACUGGGGUAUUUAUUACGACAUAAAUUCAACACGUUCGUUGAAGUGACUAUACUGCCCCUAAAAAUCAGGGGACAUUCGUUAUUUCUUACGUUAGAAAAUAAAAAAAAACAUUAGUAUUUUUAGAUUGUUUACUCUAAAGAAUUCAGCACACCCCACACAACACUCACGAUUCUGUAAAUACUCCCACGUCCUACAUUUUAAUAAUCGUGUGAGAUUUAUCGUUUAUUACGAGAUUGAUCUAAUAAAGACUAUUGUAUAUUUUGUGUA